CCGGCCUUCUCGGCAGUCGCAGCCGCAGCCGCCACAGCAGCUCCCGGUGUCCGCGCGCGGCCCGCAGGGCGCAGCCGGCUCCGAGGAUGAAGUGCAAGCCGAACCAGACGCGCACCUACGACCCCGAGGGCUUCAAGCAGCGGGCGGCGUGCCUGUGCUUCCGCAGCGAGCGCGAGGACGAGGUGCUGCUGGUGAGCAGCAGCCGCUACCCCGACCGCUGGAUCGUGCCCGGCGGCGGAAUGGAGCCCGAGGAGGAGCCGGGCGGCGCGGCGGUGCGCGAGGUGUACGAGGAGGCGGGCGUCAAGGGGAAGCUGGGCCGGCUGCUGGGCGUCUUCGAGCAGAACCAGGACCGCAAGCACCGCACCUACGUGUACGUCCUCACCGUCACCGAGCUGCUGGAAGACUGGGAAGACUCGCUGAGCAUCGGCCGGAAGCGCGAGUGGUUCAAGAUCGAGGAUGCCAUCAAGAUCCUGCAGUGCCACAAGCCCGUGCACGCCGCGUACCUGGAGAAGCUGAAGCUGGGCGGCUCCCCGACCAAUGGAAACUCCGUGGCCCCGCCGUUGCCUCCGCCCGAGAGCCAGCCUCAGUGAAUGGCAUCAAUAUUGUUCAGAUUUACUUUGAAAGAAGUAUGUGACCCCAUUGGUGACUGGAAUUGUGCAGCACAGGUGAGCUCUUUGACAACACCAAGGACACAGCUCAUCCUAUGCUUUUGGACACUUCUUUCUGUUAUUACAAUGGCUACUUUCCAGGUUGUUGCACUACCACUGUAUCUGUACAAAAUUCUAUUUGGGCACUUGUGGCCUUUUUGUGCUCUUAUGAUUAUGUGUCUUAUGAUUAUGUUAUUUCCCAAAAGAUAUGACCUUGAACGCAAGAAACCUGUUUCCUUAUUCUGUUUUUAUAUAUCUAGUAUAUAAGACUUCACUUGAUAAUGCAGUAGACAUCACUGACGAUUUGUUUAAAUAAUUUGUAUUUUGUAAUGACACUGAGUGGUAAAACAUUCCCAUUCUAAUCUGUCUAGCAUAUAUGUGGCUUUUGUAUAUCAGGUGUCACACAACUACUUCAAGGCAGCUGUGAAGUAUUAGCAAAAAUUCUUUCUCAUAUGUGGCAUCCCAGACAUUAUGUACCCUUCGAUGCAGUACCCUGUACCUUCUGUGAAAUACAUUUGCCAAACUUUUGAAAUUGCUUAAAUUUUAUCAUGCCUCUAGACAUAAUUCCCACUUCAUAGAAAAUGCAGGAGACAGAAACAUAUUCGUCUGCACCACACAGAUGAAAUCAUCAGAAUCCUAAUAGGAAACACCAUAUACAAAUUAUCUAAGUUUGUUCAGUAAAUAGAUCUCAAGGACGAAAGAAAGAUGGAGAUUAAAAUCAUAGAUUGAAAGUGGCUUUAGAGACAUUACACUGACAUGAGCUUUAUUGGAUCCUGAAUUAACUAAAAUGUAAAAUGAAUACAUUUACAGAACAAUCUGGGUAAUUUGAGCCUUGACUGGAUAUUUGGUAUUAGUUGUUAUAAUGGUACUGUGGUUUUGUUGGAAACAAGAGCUUUAAUAUACAUCCAAAUAUUUACAACUGAAUGACAUCGGAGAUUUCCAUCAAGAGUCUCUACAUUAAGUGCAUUGAAGAUACUGAAAGAAGA
Messenger RNA from Dipodomys spectabilis (banner-tailed kangaroo rat), 1633 nucleotides. RefSeq names its product diphosphoinositol polyphosphate phosphohydrolase 3-alpha. The transcript has 2 exons. Gene Ontology annotation, cellular component: cytoplasm; nucleus. Gene Ontology annotation, biological process: diadenosine pentaphosphate catabolic process; diphosphoinositol polyphosphate metabolic process; diadenosine hexaphosphate catabolic process. Gene Ontology annotation, molecular function: diphosphoinositol-polyphosphate diphosphatase activity; endopolyphosphatase activity; bis(5'-adenosyl)-pentaphosphatase activity. The record is from RefSeq and is a predicted model, not a curated record. Lineage: Eukaryota; Metazoa; Chordata; Mammalia; Rodentia; Heteromyidae. Bases 87 to 590 code for a protein of 167 amino acids.